AUGGAUUAUCCCAGCAUCCUUCUCUCCCAGCUGGCUCUUUGCUGCUUACUUUUCCAUCUUCCUUUGCAUCAUGCUCUAUCAUUCAAUUUCUCUAAUUUUACCGAUAGCAGGCUGAUAUUAAAUGGCACUGCUGCCAUCCAAAAUGGAAUUCUAUCCCUCACCAGAGACCGCAAUAACGAUACCGCUGCCGGCCGAGCUGUAUAUUCUGAACAGCUGCAUCUUUAUGAUCCCAUUACAGGUAAUUCCACCGACUUCACUACUCAUUUUUCAUUCAAAAUAUCAACUGUUACUUCACCAGGGCAAGAUGGGCUCGCCUUCUUCCUUGCACCCAACGGUUCUCUCCUCCCGGAAUAUGCUUCAGGAGGAUGCCUUGCACUCUUUAGCCAAUGUGACAAUUUCACUAUACCAAGAAAAGAUAUGGUUGCUGUCGAGUUUGACACCUAUGAAAAUACAUGGGAUGAAACCGACAAGGAACAUGUCGGCAUCAACAUAAACUCCAUUAAAUCCGACAGGAAACAGGAUUUGAGCCGAAGUAUGAAAAAUGGAGUAAUUGUGGAUGCAAUAAUCCGCUACGACUCUAAAGCCAAUUAUUUAAGCGUAUCCUGGUCUUUCCCUGGCGACCCUUUUGUUAGCUUUUCACAUCGAGUUAACCUGACAACACUUUUACCGGAGUGGGUAUCCAUUGGCUUUGCGGCUGGAUCAGCCUAUUUCUUUGAGACUCAUGAAAUCCUUUCAUGGGAAUUUACAACGGAAUUAUGGCCGGCCGUUCCCGGCAGUACUAGUAGUACAGGAUUAAUUGUUGGUUGUGUAGUUGGUGGGUUAUUUUUAGUUUGUGGAAUUGUUUUAGUGUUGGUGUUCGUUUGGAGAAAAAGGAGUAGAGGAAAGGGAAAAGAGGGUGAAAAGAAUGGUGAUUUCAUAGAACAAGAAAUUGAACAUACAGGACCUAAGAGGUUCUCUUAUAAUGAUCUUGUUCGGGCCACAAACAACUUUGCAGAACAAGGCAAGCUUGGUGAAGGAGGUUUUGGAGGGGUUUACAAAGGUUUCUUGAGUGAGUUGCAGCAGUUUGUGGCAGUUAAAAAGGUUUCUAGACCGUCCGAUCAGGGGAAGAAGGCGUACACAACAGAGAUAAAAAUCAUUAGCAUAUUGAGACAUAAAAACAUGGUACAACUCAUUGGUUGGUGCCAUGAAAAUAGUGCUCUUCUUCUUGUCUAUGAGUUCAUGCCUAAUGGUAGCCUUGAUUUGCACCUUUUUGGAGGUAGAACACAGCUUAAGUGGGAAGUUAGGCAUAAGAUAGUCCUUGGUCUUGCGUCUGCAUUGCUUUAUUUGCAUGAAGAAUCAGGACAAUAUGUGGUGCAUAGGGAUAUCAAAUCCAGCAACAUAAUGUUGGAUUCAGAUUUCAAUGCGAAGCUUGGAGACUUUGGUCUAGCGAGGCUCAUGGAUGAAGAGGCAGGCGUGAAGACGACAGGGCUAGCUGGAACUUGGGGUUAUAUUGCACCAGAAUAUGCAAGCACGGGCAAGGCCACUAAGGGAUCAGAUGUCUUUAGCUUUGGUAUAGUGGCACUAGAAAUAGCAUGCGGAAAAAGAUCAACAGAAGCCGAGUACGAGGGUCCUCAUGUCCCAAUUGCUGGAUGGGUUUGGGAUUCGUAUGGAAAUGAAAGGCUUCAUGAAGUAGUUGACAAGACAUUGUUGGAGUUUGACAUGAAAGAUAUGGAGUGUUUGUUGAUAGUUGGACUCUGGUGCGCCAACCCGGAUCCGAGUCUGAGACCAUCCAUAAGGCAAGCCUUGCAGGUUCUCAAUUUUGAUGCACCAUUGCCAAAUCUUCCCAAGAAGAUGCCUGUUGCCAACUAUAACAUACCUGCAGCAGCGGCUGCAAGCCAUUCAGGAAGCACGGAUUCGGCGCCCAUGAUGUCUUUGUCAUCCAUUAACAUGGGACGUUAAACUCAUUUUAUCAAGGAUCGAUGUAUUUGUUUCAUAGUUGUGUGUGAAAAUCAUGCUGUGAUCUCGAUUUUUAGAUUAUAUAGAUGUUUCCAUGUAAUAAUGUCAAGUCAAUUAUGA
Corylus avellana is the source of this 2055-nucleotide messenger RNA. Its product is annotated as L-type lectin-domain containing receptor kinase IX.1. NCBI's taxonomy places the organism in Eukaryota, Viridiplantae, Streptophyta, Magnoliopsida, Fagales, Betulaceae. Gene Ontology annotation, biological process: protein phosphorylation. The record is from RefSeq and is a predicted model, not a curated record. Gene Ontology annotation, molecular function: protein kinase activity; ATP binding; carbohydrate binding.